UACAACAUGGUUCUCCUAAUUACCAUACAAUCCAUUCUCAUCGCAUUUGCCACAGCCCACACGUGGGCGCAGUUCUGCGACGACACCGCCUGCAAAGAUAAUUGCGGCACAUCAGUUAACAUCGAUGACCCUGGUUGUCUCACAAACGAAUUCAACCGACGCUCUAUCAAGUUCCACGGUGAAGGUUUUGACGGAGUUUACCUUGUGUUCUCUCCUGAUGAGAGCUGCAGCUGUCAGAACGACUGUCUGCAGCAC
Molecule: messenger RNA, 255 nt
Organism: Pseudomassariella vexata
Lineage: Eukaryota; Fungi; Ascomycota; Sordariomycetes; Amphisphaeriales; Pseudomassariaceae
Exons: 1
Source: RefSeq, a predicted model, not a curated record